Aaosphaeria arxii CBS 175.79 is the source of this 805-nucleotide messenger RNA. RefSeq lists its product as uncharacterized. Bases 298 to 759 code for a protein of 153 amino acids. Lineage: Eukaryota; Fungi; Ascomycota; Dothideomycetes; Pleosporales. The transcript has a single exon. The record is from RefSeq and is a predicted model, not a curated record.
AGGAUGUGGAUGUGUAGGUACUAAGUAGAUUGUAGUAUAUACGGCGUGGAGUGUAUGUAUAAUAGUAAUGUGUAGUUGUAGUGGGUGGGUAAUGAGUUUACUCGGAAUUCAGUCCCGAAAGACGCUGAUGGGUUUUAUAUUUACGAAAGUCGCACCCAGGCAAUCUCUGUUACUAGUGAUGCUACGUAGAAUGGGUAUAGCAGAGUGAGGCAUGGAUGGUUUACUGUUGUUGAUAGGACAGUUAAGGGGGAUGUGGUGUGGUGUGGUGUGGUGUGCAUUCGUAGGGAGAGUGUGGUGAUGCGGUGGUGUGUUGUGGUGUGCAUUGGGCGUUGCGUUGCGCUCGCUGUGUACGGGCAAAUCUCUACGAGUCAAGUUUUCAUUCGAAUUCAACUGGAUUGGGCUGAACAGGUAUGGCAUAGUAUGAUGAUGGCAUCGAUGAUAGAUGAUAAUGGCAUGUGGUUAUGUUUACUGCACUCCCCCUCUCGCUGUGUUUACUGGAGGGAGUGGGAGUUUCGAGUAGGACAAAGGCGUAUAUCCCAUGCGCAUACUAGCCCGGAGUUAAGGGAAGGUAGGGUAGGGGAGAAUUUCUUUACUUCAGCUGUCAGAUGUCUAAGUUGCAUCUACAGUCCAGGUUGUGUUGGAUUCGUGUCGUCUUCCGCAGUGGCCGGCGGCGGCGGCGAAAGCGACAACAACAGUCUCGACAGCGAAGCGAAGAGACUGGGAGUAGCCUGGUCUGGAAGAAGCCUGGAAGAAGAAUAGGUCGCUGAUCAACUACACAAUUAUGGGUAUGGUAUGCAUAUGGGAU